AUUGACACAGCAUUUUCAGCCCAGUGUGAAUGAGUACGCACAGGAGAAGGCUGCACAGACAUGAUUAUAGUCAGUGAAAGGAGGCAGCAGAAACAAUAGGGAUGUAAGAAUGACGAAGCGAUGAAGAAGAAACUAAAAGGAGAAACUACAAGAGAGGAAGAAGAACGAGAGGAGAACAAAUCACAGACCACAUAAAUCUAAGGAUGUGGGACAGUGAAAGUUAGACUUUGAGAAGUGAAGAACAACUAAGUGACGGAAAACAACAAUUAACUUGCAGGUGGUCUUCUUAGCGGCCCAAGCAUCUCCAUGGCAAAGACCUGAUCUUUGGGAGCAGGACAGAGUCUGGCCUCCCAUCCAGGUCCCAUACCAGAAAUCCUUGGCGUCAUGGGAACAAGUAGGUCCAACAGGUAUGACAUUAUGUCAGCUGUUUUACCAGAAGAGGAACGCAAGAAGAUCUCUAGCUUAGUACUCCCUAACGGCCACAAUUCCCUCAACUUCCGACUGCCCUCGGCCUGCGGCGCAGAGACAGAAGACAGCAGGAAGAGUUCUGCAGCCUCUGCUGCCGUGCCCAACACGAGGGGACAAAAAAUGAUGAACAACUACAACGGAAAGAUUCUGACAAGGAGCUCCAACCAAAUACGGAGUCGGUUUGUAAAGAAAAAUGGACAAUGUAAUGUUGUGUUCACCAACAUGGACGAAAAGAGGCAGCGGUACCUCGCUGACAUCUUCACCACCUGCGUGGACACCCGCUGGAGAUACCUGCUGCUUCUAUUCUGCACCAGCUUCUUGGUCUCAUGGCUUUUCUUUGGCAUUAUCUUUUACAGUGUCUCCCUAGUACAUGGGGACUUUGAGGAGCAACCGACGGUGAAAGGUGAUGGGCUGGCGGUGGCGGGGCUGCAUGGACCCACCUUUGGACACACAUCUGGAGAGCAGACACAAAGACUGCCCUGCAUACUUCAUGUCCGUGGCUUUGUUGGGGCGCUCCUGUUCUCAAUGGAGACCCAGACCACAAUUGGUUAUGGCUGGCGCUGCGUUACCGAGGAGUGCCCUGUCACUGUGAUAACAGUGGUCAUCCAGUCCAUUGUGGGCUGCAUCAUCGACUCUUUCAUGAUUGGCACCAUCAUGGCCAAGAUGGCCCGGCCAAAGAAGAGGAAUCAGACCCUGGUGUUCUCCAAAAAUGCUGUCAUCGCCCUGCGCGAUGGGAAGCUGUGCCUCAUGUGGAGGGUGGGCAACCUGAGGAAGAGCCACAUCGUGGAGGCUCAUGUCCGUGCACAGCUCAUACGUUCAUAUGUCACAGCUGAGGGGGAGUUUAUCCCCUUGGAGCAGAUGGACCUCAAUGUGGGCUAUGAUGAGGGCACAGAUAGGCUGUUUCUGGUAUCCCCGCUUGUUAUAAUCCAUGAGAUAGAUAAGGAUAGUCCCUUGUAUACUUUAAGCAGAGCUGAUCUGGAGACGGAUGACUUUGAGAUUGUCGUGAUCUUGGAGGGGAUGGUGGAGGCCACGGCCAUGACCACCCAGUUCCGUAGCUCCUACCUUGCCAGAGAGGUCUUGUGGGGUUACAGGUUUGAGCCUGUGAUCUAUGAGGACCGGGACUGCUACAAGGUAGACUACUCUCGCUUCCACAAGAUCUGUGAGGUGCCGUCGAUGACCCGCCUCAGCGCCAAAGAGCUUAACGAGGCCGCAAGUCGGGCCUCUUCUGCUGCUUCUGGCGCUUCUCCGGUCUCUGCAUGUAGAUCCACACAAGACUUGAUUCCCAGGGCACUGAGCGCCUUUUGUUACGAGAACGAGUUAGCAUUGAGCUCUGGGGAGGAUGAGGAUGACAUCUUCGACUCCCAGAUUGGGCAGAAGGAGAGAGCAGAGGAGAGGAGGACUUCUGUAGAUUUCAAAAAUAUGUUCCAGGACGAUGCGACUGUGACAGCAGGCAGUCACAGCGUCAUGUGUGUUCUAGACAUGGACAAUAACCAGAUGGAGUUUGACAUCCUACAGACUGACAUCCCUCUAGAUCCAGUGACCUAUAAGAAUGAGCAAGAGAGCUAAACAUUGUCACGUGUCCUUUUUUUUUUUUUUUUUUAACCAAACCCAAAUCCUUUCAACCCAAAGAGGGAUUGCUUGGCGAUGUGUUCAAUUUUGGAUUGCAAGUACAGAAAUUAUUAUGAUUUCAUAACCACACGUUUCAGACUGAACGUACAUUUUUGAACAGUUAAAAACAGUUACAAAAUGUACUUUAUUUAACAUUUCAUUUGUUCUGUGAAUGUAAACAAGAUGUUUUAUGAAAGUAAUAGCAGUUUUGAUGUAAUUAUCUAACUUUCCGAAGAUAACUGAGCUCAAGACUUAAAUAGUCAUUUUUUAAGAUGCACUGUUUUAUCAAAAAGUGGUCACUUUAUGCUAGAUAAUCUCCAUGUUGUUCAUGGGUUUCAAUGGGCAUUAUAUCUGCAAUACUUCCCUGCUAAUUCGGCUAUUUGCACAUUUGUGAAACUGCCUGUUUUGUUAAAUCCAUUCCUGUAAAUCUAGGAAAAAACGUAUUUAUGUAAAUAAUAAGUUAGUUAUAAACUACUGUUGUGUUUUUUGCUGUGCAGUACUCCCAGGAGCAUCCCAAGUGCAAUCACAAAGAGUAAGCAAAGCAAAACAAGUCUUGAUUUAUUGUGAUUUACGACAACAGCAUUGCAUUUCAAGUCUUAUGUUAUAAACAAUUUUAUUUCUUCUGAAAACAAGAGAGAAUUGAAUGAAAACUGAACCGGAUUUACCUUAGUAGUAACCAAGACUUUUGUUACUGUGGAUCAGUGAUUCCCAACCAGGGGUACGUGUACUGUUUUCAGGGGGUAAAUGGAAAGAUUUUAGUGUAGCUCAACUAACAAAAAAUAAAACAAAUUAAAAAUUAGGAUUUGAUUGGAAGAAUAUAUCCAUGUAUAACCAUGAAGUCAACUGUAACACCUGAACGCUGCAUGUUAUGUAAUAGUAUAAAAGUAAGAGAAUAAGCAAGUUUUAAACAGGUAACGGUAAUGAAUAAAAGUAACUAGUUAAAAGUAAUGACUAAACAGUUCCAAUGGUAAGCAAAGUAUGGUAGAAACGGUUAAAAUAGCUCAAAAUUAAAAUAGUUAGCUAAAGGUAAUGGAUCACUAUAAGUAAUACUAGCCUAGAAGGUUUAUAAUAGUGUGAAUGCUGACCAAACCCACCUUAAUAUUGCCAGUUUAGUUCUAUAAAAUAAUAAAAAACAGAGCCCAAUUUUAUAUAAUGGGUGUUAAACAUUUGAAACACAUUGUGAAUUGAUGACUGGAUAUGCAAGUUCAUCUGAAAGGGCUGUGGGGGGGACCCCGCAGGAAAACGGUUUGCAACCACUGCUGUAGAUUAUAGGUAGGCUAUUAACAAAAAAAAGUCUAUCUAAUAUUACUCUUUUAGUUUUACUAAUUAUAGAGCAAAGUAGACCUUUUGUUUACUUGAUGGAUGUUUUUUUGUUGGUUUGUUUCUUGCGGAGGCUGCAGACGGUGAUAACAGAAACUAUGUUGGUGGCUUUAAUUCAUUCAUUUGUGCUGUUGUUGCUCGCCAAAGGUUCUGGAGUAGGAAAGUAACACACAUAGUGCCUCUGAUUUAUCAUUUGAAAACUGGGGUGCAUGCUGCCUGAGUGUACUCAUUGUCUUUGAUAGAAAGGUUGUGAAGCCACUGUAAAACUCAACAGGAACUAAAGAGAUGAAGGCUGAGGAGUACAGGGUCUGGAAAUGUGCAAUAGGUCACUGGGACAGUAGAGAUAAAGUCAAGUGUAACUGCAUGGCAGGUUGACAGCUGUGAAGUAAGUUGUAACAAUGACAGUAAAAAACCCUCUUUUUUUCUUAUACAAGAAGAUGCACAUGGUAUUUGCAGUUAAACUUAAUUUAAUCAAAUGUGGCAAAUUUCUCCAUUGUGGUACUUAAAGCGAACUAAAAACCAACAAAUGUUUCAAUACAUUAGACUGUGAAUGUAUUUUUCCCUGUCACCUUUAGGUAGUCACACAGCUUUCAGAGCAGUCUACCUGCUGCACCUGAUGAUAGUGCAACUGCAUUUAAAUCUUCUAAAUUUGAAUCAAUCUGAAAUUGCUUGAGAUCAACUCAUGUAUACCCAACUGGUCUUUCUGCAAUGUUGGUUUGAGUGCAGGGAAACAGCAAACUGUAAAUGCCAUUUUGUGUAAUAGACAUAAUACUUGGUUUCUUUUGCCUGCUGCUUUGUAUAAAUCUAAUGAGAAACAUGCACUAACCAAACUCUUGUCCUAAUUGAAAUAGGCUGAGAAGAAUCUCAAGAACAAAGCACUUUAUUCAUCCUUGUAUAUUUUUGAUGUUUCAAAUAAAUAUUUAUCUAAUUCUG
This is a messenger RNA of Etheostoma spectabile (orangethroat darter), 4329 nucleotides long. RefSeq names its product potassium inwardly rectifying channel subfamily J member 4 (gene kcnj4). The transcript is spliced from 3 exons. The record is from RefSeq and is a predicted model, not a curated record. Gene Ontology annotation, molecular function: inward rectifier potassium channel activity. Lineage: Eukaryota; Metazoa; Chordata; Actinopteri; Perciformes; Percidae. Gene Ontology annotation, biological process: regulation of monoatomic ion transmembrane transport; potassium ion import across plasma membrane. The coding region runs from base 385 to 2034 and encodes 549 amino acids. Gene Ontology annotation, cellular component: plasma membrane.